CGGGGCGCCUGAGGCCGGGAUGGACUCCGGGGCCCACAGUCCCAUGCCGCGGCCGUCGGGUUCGAUGUGUGGACUCGGGCUCGCACUCCCUGCUAAUUGUUGGUGCCAGUGGACGGGCGCUUGCUCUGCAGGUGGCCCUGGAGGGUGUCGGGCCCCGGGGAGGCAGCCAUGGCUUCAAGGGCUACUUUCUCCUCUGUGGAGCUCCAUCGCCCCCAGCACUCUGGACCGUAGUCGCGGCCUAGGAAAGGAGGCAGGAGUUCUGGCUCCGCGGCCGGCCUCCUGUCUUGCCUCCGGUGCAAGGUUGCCCGUCCCCUUCCCCCUCUAGGGUCCUCGUCUACAAGGAGAGAGAUGUUGGACUGCAAGUCUAGCAGCCCUCUGCCUCCCUAACCAUCAGCGUCCGAAUCUAUAAAGUAGCCUUAAGAACAUUAAAAUGGAAAACAAACACGAAGCGCAGCAUUUGUGCAUACCCAACAUUUGAAAGUGCCUUGUAUCAGGGGACACCCCUGAGAAUUACCCGUGGGGCAGAGCCAGAGUAACUGACCUGUGCCCAGUUACGGGAGGCUCUUGACCUUCUCAGUUUAAAACCUUGGUUUUGGGGUGGGGGUAGGGAAGGGAGAGGGGAAGACGGACGCACCAGUCCCCCCCCCCCCGCGUCCUGGUGAGAAGGCAGGGAGAAGCUGUACCCAUUUUACAAAGGGUGUAACCGAGGCACAGCCAAAGUUUCAAACGUCUGCCAAGCACAUGCAGGUGGGAAAUGGGUGGCUUGGGUAUGUUUAGGCUCAAACUGUCCUGGAGCAGAGGGCUCAGGACUGUGCUGGCUUGUCUGGAGUUUGGGAGGGUGAAAGGCAGGUGGCCAGGGGCAAGACAGCAUGGCUACCUUACCCCCUCAGCGCCCGCCAGGAGCUCGGUUUGUACAGUCUGCUCUGCUUCGUAGCAGCACUGGAGGCCCUGGGAUUCAGGUUGCUCAUUGGAAAGUUGAGGAUACCCACAGGGUCUUGACCAGACAAAGAGGAGCCACCCGCGAGUCGGCUUUCGUGCAUGCCAUCGCUUCAGCCGGCGUGGCCUUCGCUGUCACGCGCUCCUGCGCCGAGGGCACCUCCACCAUCUGCGGCUGCGAUUCUCAUCAUAAGGGGCCACCUGGUGAAGGCUGGAAGUGGGGCGGCUGCAGCGAAGACGCCGAUUUCGGGGUGCUAGUGUCCCGGGAGUUCGCAGACGCGCGUGAGAACAGGCCAGAUGCGCGCUCGGCAAUGAACAAACACAACAACGAGGCAGGCCGCACGACCAUCCUGGACCACAUGCACCUCAAGUGCAAGUGCCAUGGGCUGUCGGGCAGCUGCGAGGUGAAGACCUGCUGGUGGGCCCAGCCUGACUUCCGUGCCAUCGGGGAUUUCCUCAAGGACAAGUAUGACAGCGCCUCAGAGAUGGUGGUGGAGAAGCACCGGGAGUCCCGAGGCUGGGUGGAGACUCUCCGGGCCAAGUAUGCGCUUUUCAAGCCACCUACCGAGAGGGACCUGGUCUACUAUGAGAACUCCCCCAACUUUUGUGAACCCAACCCAGAGACGGGCUCCUUUGGCACCAGGGACCGGACUUGCAAUGUCACCUCCCAUGGCAUUGAUGGUUGUGAUCUGCUUUGCUGUGGCCGAGGCCAUAACACGAGGACGGAGAAGCGGAAGGAGAAGUGCCACUGCAUUUUCCACUGGUGCUGCUACGUCAGCUGCCAGGAGUGCAUCCGCAUCUACGAUGUGCAUACCUGCAAGUAGAGAGCCAGGACACUGGGAAGGGGUAAAGUGUGCGGCUGGGCGGAUUCACCGAAGUCCCACGGGAAGCAGGACCUAGAGCCGGCCAACCCUUGGCAUGCGCCAGCAAGGAGCAUGGACUGUUGCCAACUGCACGUGGGAAGUGACCUGGACCCCGCCAGUCUGCCGAUGGGAGGCGCUCCCCCCUCUCCCAUCUUCACAUUUCUCACCCUGCUCUGGACGGUGUGUGGUUUUUACAGAGGGGCUUUCUUUUUAGUUCUCCAGGGUCUGGUAGGAACAGACCCGAGGCUUACCUUUGCACAUGUUAAAGAAAAUAAAAAUGAAAAAAAAAAAUCUACUCCAACAGAACAGGCUGGGCUAAUGCGAGCUCUCGGCCUGGUGGGAA
Messenger RNA from Ictidomys tridecemlineatus (thirteen-lined ground squirrel), 2142 nucleotides. RefSeq names its product Wnt family member 3 (gene Wnt3). Gene Ontology annotation, molecular function: frizzled binding; cytokine activity. The record is from RefSeq and is a predicted model, not a curated record. NCBI's taxonomy places the organism in Eukaryota, Metazoa, Chordata, Mammalia, Rodentia, Sciuridae. Gene Ontology annotation, biological process: multicellular organism development; cell fate commitment; canonical Wnt signaling pathway. Gene Ontology annotation, cellular component: extracellular region.